This is a messenger RNA of Danio rerio (zebrafish), 7014 nucleotides long. The record is from RefSeq and is a predicted model, not a curated record. Lineage: Eukaryota; Metazoa; Chordata; Actinopteri; Cypriniformes; Danionidae.
CGGUCAUGUCAGUCAGCUUGAUCGAGUCCAUGGAUACGGGAAGAGGGGAAGGCAGCAACUUUACUCCUGCAUUUUGACAACUACAUACUUUUCUCUCAUUUUACCGAAGCGUUUCAGCCCUUAUUAAAACUCAAUUAUAAGUGGUAGUCGUCUAUUAUUUAUACUUGAUUUUUACGUGGAGGAAGAGAAGAUAGGUGCUUUUUCCAACUCUACGUGAAUUAUGGGGACAGACCGACAAACACCUGCCGUGAUCAGGCGCGGCUAACACUAGCUAACACUAGCCGUCAGAGGAGUUCAAAAGUACAAACCAGCAUAAUAGGGCGACAUGGAGUGCUGACAGGACACAGGGAAACUGGAUUGUAAAACUUGAUGGGAAUAUCUUCAUAUUAAGUCGGAAAUAUUUCACCUCUCUCGUGCUGAUGUGACUAGUUUAGGUGUGGGCUGCUGUAUUUGGGAUCAUGUCUGUAACUGAACUCUACUCUAAGUACACCCGGGUUUGGAUUCCUGACCCGGAUGAGGUCUGGAGGUCUGCUGAAAUCAUCAAGGAUUAUAAGGAGGGAGACACAGUGCUGCAUCUCAAAUUAGAAGAUGAAUCGACGUUAGAAUAUCCAAUUGGUUCCAAAGACAAUCCGCUUCCAUUUCUCCGGAAUCCCGAUAUCCUGGUAGGAGAGAAUGACCUCACGGCUCUCAGUUACCUCCAUGAGCCUGCUGUGCUCCACAACCUCAAGGUCCGCUUCCUCGAGUCCAACCACAUCUACACCUAUUGUGGGAUUGUUCUGGUGGCCAUCAACCCGUACGAGCAGCUACAUAUCUAUGGAGAAGAAGUCAUCAAUGCAUACAGCGGGCAGAACAUGGGGGACAUGGACCCUCAUAUAUUUGCGGUGGCCGAGGAAGCUUUUAAACAGAUGGCCAGAGAUGAGAAGAACCAGUCCAUAAUUGUGAGCGGUGAGUCGGGAGCUGGUAAAACCGUUUCGGCAAAGUAUGCCAUGCGCUUCUUCGCCACAGUGGGAGGAUCAGCAAAUGACACCAAUGUUGAAGAGAAAGUUUUGGCUUCCAGUCCCAUUAUGGAGGCCAUUGGAAAUGCAAAAACAACCCGUAAUGACAACAGCAGCCGUUUUGGGAAAUACAUCCAGAUCGGCUUUGACAGGAGAUAUCAUAUUAUUGGUGCCAAUAUGAGAACGUACCUGCUUGAGAAGUCCAGAGUAGUGUUUCAGGCUGAAGAGGAGAGGAACUACCACAUCUUCUACCAGCUCUGUGCUUCAUGCUCUCUGCCAGAGUUUAAGGAUCUUACCUUGACCAGUGCAGAAGACUUCACUUACACGUCUCUCGGUGAGAACAUUUUCAUUGAGGGAGUGAAUGAUGCCGAGGACCUUGUGAAGACGAGAGAAGCUCUUACGAUGCUUGGUGUAAAAGAAAACCACCAAAUGAGCAUCUUUAAGAUAAUUGCCUCCAUUUUGCACCUGGGGAACGUGGAGAUUGUGCAGGAGAGAGAUGGAGAAUCCUGCCAUAUCAAUAGGAACGACACUCAUCUGCAUCAUUUCUGUCGGCUGUUGGGGAUUGAGCAGGAGCAGAUGGAGAACUGGCUAUGCCGCAGGAAACUGGUGACCACUUCUGAAACUUAUGUGAAAAACAUGCCCCACAGCCAGGCAGUCAAUGCCCGAGAUGCCUUGGCCAAACACAUCUAUGCCCAUCUGUUUGACUGGAUCGUGGAGCACAUCAACAAGUCCCUGCAUACUUCCACUAAACAGCACUCAUUCAUCGGGGUUCUGGAUAUCUAUGGGUUUGAAACAUUUGAGAUCAACAGCUUUGAGCAGUUCUGUAUUAACUACGCCAAUGAGAAGCUACAGCAGCAAUUCAACUCGCAUGUGUUUAAGCUGGAGCAAGAAGAGUACAUGAAGGAGCAGAUCCCCUGGACACUCAUUGAUUUCUAUGAUAACCAGCCGUGCAUUGACCUCAUUGAAGCCAAACUCGGUAUCCUGGACCUUCUUGAUGAAGAGUGUAAGGUGCCCAAAGGAACAGAUCAGAACUGGGCGCAAAAGCUGUACAGCAAGCAUUCAGGCAGCGGCCAUUUCGAAAAGCCCAGGAUGUCCAACAAGUCCUUUAUUGUUGUUCAUUUUGCAGAUAAGGUUGAAUAUCAGUGUGACGGAUUCCUGGAGAAGAACAGAGACACUGUUUAUGAAGAGCAGAUAAACAUCCUCAAGGCCAGUAAGUUCCAGUUGGUUGCAGAUCUCUUUGACGAUGCUAAAGAUGCUGCCCCUCAUCCAGGCAGCAAAACCUCCAGAAUCAAUGUUCGGCCUGCCAAACCCGCUCCGAAAGGUCACAACCGGGAGCACAGGAAAACUGUGGGCACUCAGUUCAGAAACUCUCUGCAUCUUCUGAUGGAGACACUCAACGCAACCACCCCUCAUUAUGUUCGCUGCAUUAAGCCCAAUGAUUAUAAGGAAUCCUUUGUGUUUGAUUCUAGAAGAGCUGUUCAGCAACUAAGAGCAUGUGGUGUUCUGGAGACCAUUCGCAUUAGCGCCGCCGGCUAUCCAUCACGAUGGACAUAUCCAGAUUUCUUCAGCAGAUAUCGAGUGCUCAUGACAAAGAAGGAUCUGUCAGUCGGAGACAAGAAGCAGGUCUGUAAGAACCUGCUGGAGAUCUUGAUCAAGGAUCCAGAUAAGUUCCAGUUUGGAAAGACUAAGAUCUUCUUCAGGGCGGGUCAGGUGGCCUAUCUGGAGAAGCUCAGAGCCGAUAAGUUCCGCUUCGCCUGUAUUAAGAUCCAGAAGACUGUGCGAGGAUGGCUGCAGAGGAUUCGGUAUCGCAAGAUUCGCAAGUCUGCCAUCACUUUACAAAGAUACGGCCGGGGUUACUUGGCACGCAGGUACGCAGAGAUGCUUCGCCUGACCCGAGCAGCAGUCAUUUGUCAGAAGCAGUACCGCAUGGUACAGGUUCGCCGGGAGUAUCUGAGGGUCCGUCGGGCUGUAAUCACCAUUCAAGCAUUCACCCGAGGCAUGUUCAUACGCAGGUUAUAUCAGGAGUUCCUGCUCCAUCACAAAGCCAUGAUCAUACAGAAGACUGUCCGUGGUUGGCUUGUAAGAAAGAAGUAUCAGCGUUCCCGAUACGCUGCCAUCGUCAUUCAGUGUUUCUAUCGCCGCGUACGUGCCAAGCGGCAGCUCAAACAGCUCAAGAUAGAGGCCCGUUCAGCCGAACACUUUAAAAAACUCAAUGUCGGAAUGGAGAACAAGAUCGUGCAGCUCCAGAAGAAGAUGGACAACCAGUCAAAAGAGUUAAAAUCUCAGAACGAAAAUCUGGCUGUUGCUAAAACUGUUCUGGAGACAGAGGUUAGUAAGCUGAGCAAAGAGCUGGAGACCCUCCGCACUCGACAGGUGGCUGGCACUCAGAUGACAUCACUGCAGGAAGAGCUGGAGAAACUGAGGGCGGAGCUUCAGGAAGCACAUGCCCACAAGAAACUUUUGGAGGAGGAGUUCAGCAACGAGAAGCAAGGACUCGAACAGAGGGUGGAGGAGCUUGAGAAAGAAAACACAGUCUUGAAGAAGGAAAAAGAAGAGAUGAACCGCAGAAUCCAAACCUCUACUCAGGAUCAGGGAGGUGAUGUGUCUCAGAAGGAGAGUCGCCUGCAGCAUGAACUGGAUGACGAGAGACAACGAUAUCAGAACCUGGUGAAAGAAUAUUCCCGACUGGAGCAGAGAUACGAAAACCUGCAGGAGGACAUGUCUUCAAUGAAGUUUCAUCCUGGGCAUCGGAGAAACCCAUCUAACCAGAGCAGCUUGGGUUCAGACUCCAACUAUCCCUCAAUUAGCUUGUCAGAGGUGGGGGACACUGAUGACACCAUCCAGCAGGUGGAGGAGAUGGGCAUAGAGAAGGCUGCCAUGGACCUCAGCGUUUUCAUGAAGUUACAGAAACGUGUACGAGAGCUGGAGCAGGAGAGGAAGCGGCUGCAGACCAAUCUAGAUAAAGUAGAGGAACUGAGCAAACGCAAGGGAAGCGAGGCCAAGAACUCAACGUCAGAGGACGAUAUAAACGCAGACCUGGCCUACAACAGUCUGAAGCGGCAAGAGCUCGAAACAGAGAAUAAGAAGUUGAAGAAUGACCUUAAUGAGUUAAGGAAAGCAGUGGCCGACAGGGCCUCUGAGAACAACUCAUCCAAUGAGCUUCAAGAUGGCUACAACCUGCUGCUCAGUCAGCUCAAAGCGGCCAAUGAGGAGCUGGAUGUGCGCAAGGAGGAGGUCCUGAUGCUCAAGACCCAGAUCGUCAACUCAACAAGACAGACAGAAAACUUAAACCACAUCAAUUCCAACGAUGUGUCUGAGUGGACCGACAACAAGAGCCCUGUGAACACGGAGGACCGCGUGGAUGCGCCUGCAUCAAAGAAUAAAGCUCAAGACUGGGGUUAUUUGAAUGAAGAUGGCGAGCUAGGCCUGGCCUACCAGGGUCUAAAGCAGGUUGCCAGACUGCUGGAGACCCAACUGCAGACCCAGACUCGACAGCACAGGGAUGAGUUGGAAGCCCUUCACACACAGAUCGAGCUCCUGAAGGACAAUCUGGAGAAGAAGCAGGACAUGCUGGACCACUUCUCCACACUUUCUCCUGAUGCUCUGGUGGAGUUCAGCGUGCAACAGGAGAUCACACGCCUCACCAAUGAAAACCUGGACCUAAAGGAACUCGUUGAGAAGUUGGAAAAGAAUGAGAAGAAGCUGAAGAAGCAGUUGAGGAUCUAUAUGAAGAAAGUGCAAGAGCUGGAAGUGACUCAGGCCACUAAAAGCAGACCGGAGCUCACUCGUCAGUUCACUGUCCAGAGAAGAGAGAAGGACUUUGAAGGCAUGCUGGAGUACUAUAAAGAAGAUGAGGCCUUGCUGGUCAAGACUUUAGUUACAGACAUGAAGCCCAACGCUGUGUCCGCCACUGUCCCCUGCCUCCCCGCAUACAUCCUCUUCAUGUGCAUCCGUCACGCCGACUACAUCAAUGAUGACCAGAAAGUUCAUUCACUACUGACCGCUACCAUCAACGCCAUCAAAAAAGUGCUGAAGAAAAACAACGAUGACUUUGAGAUGACCUCCUUUUGGCUGGCAAAUGCAAGUCGACUUUUACACUGUCUGAAGCAGUACAGCGGCGAUGAGGCGUUCAUGACCCAGAACUCUGCCAAGCAGAACGAGCACUGCCUGAAGAACUUUGACCUGGCGGAGUACCGACAGGUUCUGAGUGACCUCUCCAUCCAAAUCUAUCAGCAGCUUGUGAAAGUUGCCGAGGCCAACAUGCAGCCCAUGAUCGUGUCUGCCAUGCUUGAGAGCGAGAGCAUCCCCAGCCUGGCCGGAGUGAAGCCCAUGGGUUACAGGAACCGCUCCUCUAGUGUGGACUGUGAGAGUGGAGGUCCCGCAGGAUACACGCUUCAGGCACUGAUCAAACAGCUGGCUCAGUUUUACUCUACCAUGGCGGACCACGGCCUGGACCCUGAGAUCAGCCAGCAGGUGCUUCGCCAGCUCUUCUACUCCAUCAACGCAGUGACCCUCAACAACCUGCUGCUGCGCAAGGACGUCUGCUCCUGGAGCACCGGCAUGCAGCUCAGGUACAACAUCAGUCAGCUGGAGGAGUGGCUAAGAGGGAAGAACCUGCACCAGUGUGGAGCUGUGGCCACUAUGGAGCCGGUCAUUCAGGCCGCGCAGCUGCUGCAGGUGAAGAAGAAGACAUCACAGGACGCUGAAGCCAUCUGCUCGCUCUGCACUGCACUCAGUUUACAGCAGAUUGUGAAGAUUCUGAACUUGUACACACCACUCAAUGAGUUUGAGGAGCGAGUCACUGUUUCCUUCAUAAGAGACAUACAGAAUCGCCUCCAAGAUCGAAUAGAAAACAACCAACUGCUGGCGGACACGAAAUACACCUUCCCCGUGCUCUUCCCGUACACUCCUUCCAACCUCAGCCUGGAAACCAUCCACAUCCCAGCCUCCCUCAGCCUGGACUUCCUGACGCGGGUCUGACAUCUCCGUCUCUCUGUCUAACACUGAGCUCCGGCACAAUCAAACCUGCAGAAACCAGAGCUGGCCGGACGCAGAUCUGCUAAUAUAACCCACAUACUAACACCACCAAUUCGACCUGUGGGUACUUUAACCAGAUGAACCGUCUUCUCCCUGACCGACUAACUGUGGUGUUGAAGUCUGAUGAACUAUGCGGUGUAAAUAAGCUGUCUGCCUUUUCACUCACUCCCUGAACAAAGUGAAAACGCUGUAUUUUGGAUGGGGAUGCGUUUGACUAAUACUUAUGAUUAAAUGGAAAUGAAAAUACGAGGGUUUUUGGGCUACUGACACUAAACACUAAUACCAGAGUGUGUGUUCGUCAUGUAUCUGUGUUAGUAUGCACUGAUUUCUGUGUGUUUGUAAUGGAAAAGUGUAUUUUAUUUUUCUUUGCUUGUGCUGGAGUUUCAUCUCAGAAAACAUGGACUCCUACUGAAGCAGCGCCGCCAUCUUGUUUUUUAUUUUCUAGGAGAACUUUUAAAAUGGGCUCCAGAGAUUCAUUUCCACAGAAGACGCUGGAAAUCUCUGCAUUGCAAUGGCUGUUUCCACUGUGACCAAUCUGGAUUUGCUCUGAACAUGGUGUUUUCAUGUUUUUCCCAUGUGUUGAAGAAUCUGAUGCAGAGACUCGGGGCCCUGAAACACAGAGCCAAAGGGAUAGGGCAGAUAGUGAAAGUGUCAUUGAAAAGCGGAAGUAUGUGAAGCAGAGAGACUCAGGACGUCGAGAGGAGUUUGAGCUGGGAUAUUUAAUAUGCUGUGGAAAUCAAUAAUGGUGGGAUUGUCGUCUGUCGGUGGAAUCUAGAAUGUGCUGCAACCACAAUUUUUAAAAGAUAUCUAAUAGACGUCUAAUAGACAUCUUAACAAAGUCGUCUUGGCUAAAACAAGGAUAAAUUUGCGCUGUUAUACACCUCUAAGAAUAGGCCAAAACUAGACUAGUCAUCAAAUAAACAGAAAUGAAUGACUGCACAUAUAAAGUCUGUCUAAUCUGUCAACUUGACAACAAUAGUUU